UCGUGACGUACUUCCUCUAAAAACUCGGCUCGGAGCCGUCGACAUCUAAACAAUCCGAGUCUCGAGAUCCCAACACCCGCUUGUCAACUUUUGAGCCACUGCGUUUUUUUUUUUUACACCGGCAACAAGUUAUUGUGAACAACGUGACACUCGCAACGCGACAAUGCCCCAGAACGAGCACAUCGAGCUGCACCGCAAGCGGCAUGGCUACCGCCUGGACCACCACGAGCGCAAGCGCAAGAAGGAGAGCCGCGAGGCGCACAGUCGCUCGCGCAAGGCCCGCAAGACCAUCGGCCUCAAGGCCAAACUGUACCACAAGCAGCGGCACGCCGAGAAGAUCCAGAUGAAGAAGACCAUCAAAAUGCACGAGCAGAGGAAGACCAAGCAGAAGGACGACGAGAAGACCCCCAAGGGCGCCGUGCCCGCCUACCUGCUGGACCGCGAGGGGCAAACCCGCGCCAAAGUGCUGUCCAACAUGAUCAAGCAAAAGCGCAAAGAGAAGGCGCCCCACCCCCGAUCUCGUCUUUCAGGCAAGUGGGAGGUGCCGCUGCCCAAGGUGCGAGCCCAGGGCGAGACGGAGGUUUUGAAAGUGGUCAGAACGGGCAAGCGGCAGAAGAAGGCCUGGAAGAGACUGGUCACCAAAGUUUGCUUCGUGGGCGACGGCUUCACGCGCAAACCUCCCAAAUACGAGCGCUUCAUCAGGCCCAUGGGUCUGCGCUUCAAGAAGGCCCACGUGACGCAUCCCGAGCUCAAGGCCACCUUCUGCCUUCCCAUCCUGGGCGUGAAGAAGAACCCGUCGUCCCCGCUCUACACCUCGCUGGGCGUCAUUACCAAGGGCACCGUGGUGGAAGUCAACGUCAGCGAGCUGGGACUGGUCACGCAGGGAGGCAAAGUCAUCUGGGGUAAAUACGCACAGGUGACCAACAACCCCGAGAACGACGGCUGCAUUAACGCAGUGCUGCUGGUUUGAGACUCUUUAGGCCUCCUCAAGGUUUGGCCGGGAGGACUUUUCGCAGCUAACGGCGCACCCCGGGGAGGCCGCCGUGUCAUCUUUUGAAAGCAAUAAAAUUGCAAAGAGGAAGAGCGA
Messenger RNA from Hippocampus comes (tiger tail seahorse), 1087 nucleotides. It is a transcript of the gene nsa2, whose product is annotated as NSA2 ribosome biogenesis homolog (S. cerevisiae). NCBI's taxonomy places the organism in Eukaryota, Metazoa, Chordata, Actinopteri, Syngnathiformes, Syngnathidae. The record is from RefSeq and is a predicted model, not a curated record.